Saprolegnia parasitica CBS 223.65 is the source of this 239-nucleotide messenger RNA. RefSeq lists its product as hypothetical. The transcript has 2 exons. The record is from RefSeq and is a predicted model, not a curated record. NCBI's taxonomy places the organism in Eukaryota, Oomycota, Saprolegniomycetes, Saprolegniales, Saprolegniaceae. The annotation marks the transcript as partial.
AUGCUUGCCUCCUCGAUGAUUAGCUCCCAACCCCCUUGCUCCACGGGCGAGAGCCCCCGCGCCAAGCGGAAGCGCUCCGUGGACGCCCCCUCUCCCCUCGAUGGCGGAAUGUCGCCGUCGUCCAUGGACGAGUUGCCCUGCAAGAAGAGCAAGGCGACGGAUGAGACCCACUUUAAACCCUCGGAAGACCACGACCCACGUGAGUGCCCUGACGCCCCCCUGCACGAAGACACCAUUAG